Messenger RNA from Letharia lupina, 2025 nucleotides. RefSeq lists its product as uncharacterized. Lineage: Eukaryota; Fungi; Ascomycota; Lecanoromycetes; Lecanorales; Parmeliaceae. The record is from RefSeq and is a predicted model, not a curated record. Bases 1 to 2025 code for a protein of 674 amino acids. Gene Ontology annotation, molecular function: zinc ion binding. The transcript has 2 exons.
AUGAAAGCACAAUUAUUGGUUGUCUUCCCCAGGUUGAAGAUUGAGCUACCGCUGGCUGCUACAACACACAAUAAUUAUUCGAAGGAGCGCAUUCAGCAGGGGAACCUGGUAGCGAAGUUAUUGACGAACCCCCUCGCGAUCAUUGCUUCUCCGACUUCAUUCAAAGAGCACAUGACCAGUCGCGUCGCUCUACCGGCGCGCGAGAAUGGUCAGAAGAAGGCAACAGAGGAUGACGACGAGCAGCGCCUUGUAGGGUUGAACGGUUCAUUGACCGUUCUUGCAACCAUCUUUCCACGAAUCCACCCCGAGGUUUUCCGCGAGAUGCUACAGACUUUCGAUGGAGAGAGCGGUUUGCAUGUUGUAGCUGAACAGCUCCUGAAGCAUCAAGAUGAAUGGGUGAAAGGUCGAUGGCGGAAAGCUGUUAAGGAAACGGCAAAAUCAAAGGGCGAUCAGCUGCCAGUGACCGCCGAGGAACGUUUCAGACGAGCGAGCUACAAGUGGGCCGUACGGACUACAUUAUAUGAAGAGUUCAAGGCUCUUAGUAGGUGUAAAAUCGAAGGAGUGUUGGCGGAAGAGAACUUCUGCUACACUCGUGCCAGACUUACCCUUCAAGAUGUCGCAUCCAAAAGCUGGCGAAACAGCUUCAACGUAUUUUUGUCUAAGUGGCUGAAGUCAUCCAAGUCUACAAACGAAGGUCACCACAUGAUGAUUUGGCUAAAGGACCAAGAGGGUGGUGGAUCGAGGUCCGUACCGGUCCUGAAAGAGACAGGAGACGCGGAGCUAGACGCGGAGCUUAAUCAAAGCGUUCUACUCCCAUUCUUGCAAAAGGCAAAGAGGGAGCGGGAAGACAAAGACUGGGAGAUUGCAAUGACUCUGAAUGAGGCAGAGGCCAUGGAUGCCGACGCUAUGUAUGAGUGUCAAUGUUGCUUCUCGGACACAACUUUUGAGCAAUUGGCGACUUGUACUACGGGUGCGCAUGUCAUCUGUUUCCGGUGCAUCAAGAACGCUAUCAGUGAAGCGCUCUUUGGCCAAAGCUGGGGACGCAACAUUGAUAAUACGCGUGGUCAGCUUAACUGUCUAGCCCUAAUGUCAGACGAGAGCUGCGAUGGUUGCAUCUCGCACAGCGCUACUCGUCGAGCAAUCCUACAGUCAAAAGGUGGUAAGGAGGCUUUGAGUAUGCUCGAAACACGCCUGGCUAAAGAAAGCCUCUCGAAAGCUCGUCUCGCUCUUGUCCACUGUCCUUUCUGCGCUUACGCGGAGGUCGAUGAACUCUAUUUCCCUCCAUCCACUGUUCGAUACAGGCUCAACACCGUCCAUCUCGAAGCAACUGUAUUCCUCAUUCUUCUGAUGCUCGUCUUCCUUCCUUUACUACCCCUUUACACACUUGUAUCUCGUCUUUUGCUGUUUCGGGAGCUGCCGACUAUCACAAGCAUGUUCUCAACAUCGCUGGGUCGCCUUUCUCGGUCUCGUCACCUCUCUGCGCGCUUUCAAUGUCGAUCUCCUCUCUGCGCGCUUCCCUCCUGUCUGACCUGCUUCAAGACAUGGCACGAUCCGCAUGUCUGUCACGAGUCGGCGGCGCUCUCGCUCCGCACAACGAUCGAGGCGGCUCGUACUGCGGCUCUGAAAAGGACAUGCCCACACUGCGGGCUUGGCUUCAUUAAAGACAGCGGCUGCAAUAAGUUGACGUGCGUUUGUGGCUAUGCAAUGUGCUACAUAUGCCGCCAAGGAUUGGGACAUGGGCACCGCGAUGAGGGGUACAGACAUUUCUGCCAGCAUUUCAGACCCGCAGGAGGUGUUUGCAGAGAAUGUGAUAAGUGCGAUCUCUACAUAAACGAGGACGACGACAAAUUGGUAAAAAGGGCAGGUGCGUUUGCCGAGAAAGAGUGGAGGGAAAAGGAGGGCAUGACGGGAGUCGUAGGUAUCGGAGGUGGUCAGGAGGAUGCACGGAGAGCGAUAUGGCUAGACACAGAUUGGACAAUGCAAAAGCUCAUAGACUGGUGGGUCAAAAAGGUGAUUGACUGCUGA